CGUGAAUACUUAUUAAACUUAACUAUAGUGAGUGCGAAAGUGACAGCAAAAAACAAGUUGCAAAUGUCAAAUACAAAAAUUAAUUCUGUGAAAAUCUCCAAGCAAAAAGAAAAACGUAUUCACAAAUCCUUUGCAGCUUGUGGAUGUGCCGGAGAUGGAGUAUUUCGCCAGUCAAAACACUGGGGAGGUGUGCGUGCGCGGUUCUAACGUAUUCCACGGUUAUUACAAAGAUCCCGAGAAAACUGCUGAGGCUGUUGACUCUGAAGGCUGGCACCACACGGGCGAUCAUCGCAAACACAUUUUGAAGCUAAGCCAGGGCGAAUAUAUUGUACCGGAGAAGAUUGAUUGUACGUUUACGGAGAGAGCCUUAAGAGCUGCAUCAUAGCCGUCGUCGUGCCUGAUGUGGAUGUUCUCAAGCAGUGGGCGAACGACAAUCGCGUCAAGGGCACACUUUCGGUGCUAUGCAUGCAAUAAUCCACAAGUAAAAGAACUCAUGCUGAAUUGGGGUAAGCAGAGCGGACUGAAAUCCUUCGAACAGGUCAAGGAUAUAUAUUUGCAUCCCGAUCCGUUUUCGGUACAAAAUGGACUACUCACACCAACAUUCAAAGCGAAGCGGCCACAAUUGAACAAAACAGUGCGAGAAACCCCGUAGAGGAGUUAGAAGUAAAAUGCGAACAAUUUUAAACUUUAUGCGAAAAUAGAAAAAACAUUAAAUUGCUAUUUAUUUAAUUAGGCAUCAAUUUAAAU
This is a messenger RNA of Anastrepha ludens (Mexican fruit fly), 747 nucleotides long. RefSeq names its product long-chain-fatty-acid--CoA ligase 5-like. Lineage: Eukaryota; Metazoa; Arthropoda; Insecta; Diptera; Tephritidae. Gene Ontology annotation, biological process: long-chain fatty acid metabolic process. The transcript is spliced from 5 exons. Gene Ontology annotation, molecular function: long-chain fatty acid-CoA ligase activity. Bases 155 to 385 code for a protein of 76 amino acids. Gene Ontology annotation, cellular component: endoplasmic reticulum; membrane. The record is from RefSeq and is a predicted model, not a curated record.